CAAUCUCCGACACCUUAGUCUUGGCCGCAUCGUCAAGUAUCCCGACAAAAGAUGGUACAAGCAAAUGUGCCCCGACUUGGUGUCUGACACCAUCUCUGUCCUCCACGUGAGCCAUCUCUCAAUGGAGGGCGUCAAGACGAGGCUGCCUCGCUUGGAAGAACUGGUCCUACACCGAGUCCAAAAGAGCGAAGAAUUCGCGAACGAGCUAAUGCUGAGCUGCCCGGCACUCCGGCGCGUGGAGCUGAUCGACUGCUCCCGCUCCAAGGACCUCCUCAUCUGUGGACCGAAGCUCAAGACUUUCGAGGCAUCGGCCAUGUUUGAGAAGGAAAACCUUUCGAUUUCAAUAUCAGCCCCAAACCUCAUAUCCUUCAGCUACAUAUCGUGUUCCACCAUGCCCUACCCGGAUGAGGAGUUGUCAGCUCUCCAAGUACAUGGCACCAGAAAUCUGAGGGAGCUUGCUCUGGAUCUGUGCAUGGUCGGAAUGGGGACCAUCAGAAAAGCGGUCUCUCAGCUUCACCUCCUAGAGAACUUGAGGCUCAAGGGGAGCCCGUCCGCCGAGCGCAUUAGGAUAACUCACAAGAAUCUCAAGCACCUCGCCUUGACUGGAUUCAAGACCAUCGCCUUGACUAGAUUCAAGUCUCUGAUAAGAGUAAAGACCCAAACUCCUAAUCUCGUGUCGUUCCAAUAUGACGGCCCCAACAUCCUGGUCAUUGGUCCACAAGAUUCGACAACAUUGGCCAAUGCGAGACUGGAGGUGGAUUUUGGAGUCCGCGACAAGAGGAGGAGCUAUCUCAAGGCAGCCAAGUUCCUAAGGUAUUUCGGCCGUUGCGACUCGUUAACACUGAUUUGUAAGGAAGUCAAGGCAUUGGUUCUUCCAGAAGAAAUUAAAAGUGAAAUGCUUCCUCCAUUGUGGAAUGUCAAGCAUCUAAGACUUCACAUCCUAUCCAACACUACUGGAGAUGUUGAUACCAAUUCUCGACUAACGGAAAGCUUAAGGUGGAUGUCUCCUAAUUUAGAGACGCUGGUCAUUAGCUCCUAAUCUUGCCAUCUAGACCCCGUAGCAACAAGUACUCAAGAGCGAAAACAACAAGUACUCAAGAGCGAAAAAGGGCGGUGGUGGCUGCCAGCAUUCUCGACGAGGAAAACUCGUCUAGGGACCACUAUCAACUGCUUUCACUAUUUUCCUUUUUUUUUUUUAAUGUUAGGCUUGCGUUUCUUUCAAUUUAUAUAUGGCCAAGCAAUGCAUGACUAAGAAAGACAAAAAAAAACUCAUCUAGCGACCACUAUCAAUCGUUUUCACUAUUAUCCCUUCUUCUUCUUUUAUGUUAGGCUUGUCUUUCUGAACUCAUCUAACGACUACU
Messenger RNA from Eucalyptus grandis, 1361 nucleotides. RefSeq lists its product as uncharacterized. The transcript has 2 exons. Bases 65 to 1039 code for a protein of 324 amino acids. The record is from RefSeq and is a predicted model, not a curated record. NCBI's taxonomy places the organism in Eukaryota, Viridiplantae, Streptophyta, Magnoliopsida, Myrtales, Myrtaceae.